AUGCUGCAAGGUGCUGAUGAAUAUAAUCGAACUACGACUGAGAUAGUAUACAACAUCAUCGGGGAAUACCAAGGUGACUUCAGAUCCGAACAGUCAACAACGGAUCAGAUGUUCGCAGUUAAGCAAGAGCUUGAAAAGUCCUGGAAAUAUAAGAUCGUUAUGUGCCAACUGUUCGUUGACUUCUCUCAAGCGUACGAUAGUGUAAAUCGCAAUUAUUUGCACAAAGUAAUGAUUGAGUUAAAAAGUCCACUGAAGCUAAUCCGGCUAGUGAAGGCCACAAUGAUUAACAGCGAAGGUCAGGUGAAAAUCCAAAAUGAACUGACACAAAGCCUUUCUAUAGUGUCAGAACUUAAGCGAGGGGUGGCCUUACCUCCACCCUCUUUAACUUCGUGCUCGAAUGCAUCAUCGGGAAAGUGGCCUCAAUUAAUACCAGAGGUAUGUUACGGAUAA
This is a messenger RNA of Hermetia illucens (black soldier fly), 450 nucleotides long. RefSeq lists its product as uncharacterized. The record is from RefSeq and is a predicted model, not a curated record. The transcript has a single exon. Lineage: Eukaryota; Metazoa; Arthropoda; Insecta; Diptera; Stratiomyidae. Bases 1 to 450 code for a protein of 149 amino acids.